UUAGACGCUUGACGCCGACACCGGAAACAAGUGGCAGUUGCAACGAAGCUUAUUUUUUAACUUACAAAAUGGGAGUUUCAACAGGUCCUUCGCUGAUGCUAUCAGGCACACUGGUGGUACUAUGUUUUGCUGGCAUGCAGAUGUACAGAGUCCAGCUGGCUUCUUCAGAGUACAUGACCAUUCUUGGAGGAUUUGUUGGAUCUGUGUUCUUCGUUUUGGCAUUAACUGCAGUAAAUAACUUCGAGAACCUGAUGUUUGGACAAGGGUACCAGGCAAGAUUUUUUCCAGAAGUUGCCAUGUGUCUAACUGGAGCCAUGUUUGCAUCUGCCCUUGUACACAGAGUCUGUGUUACAACAUGCUUCAUUUUCUCCAUGGUAGCCCUGUAUUACAUCAACAAGAUUUCCCAGACGAAAUACCAGGCUGCAGUGCCUGUACAGACACCAAAAUCACAGAAGAAGAAGAGAUAAAUUAAUAAAAAUGUCUUCAGACUUUUAGAAUACUAUGUAAAUGUUGACUCUCAUACAAUCAUGUUUGUGAAUCAGGUUUAACUGCAAAUCUCUAGGAAUAUAUAUCAUAUAUAUGUUUUAAAAGAAGUAAACAUAUUAAAAGUAGCUUUGAUGUCCAUCCAUUUUAAUUUUUCUAAGUAUUUGAAUGUUGUGCAGCAGAGUCAUUGUAUAUGUAAUAAUAAAAAACACACUUAAUGUA
Molecule: messenger RNA, 705 nt
Organism: Mya arenaria
Lineage: Eukaryota; Metazoa; Mollusca; Bivalvia; Myida; Myidae
Product: keratinocyte-associated protein 2-like
Exons: 5
Coding region: 69-467 (132 amino acids)
Source: RefSeq, a predicted model, not a curated record